ACGGGGCCGGGCAUGGCGGCGGCGGCCGAGGGUGUCCCAGAGACCCACAGCGAGGAGCCUGUUCGCGAUGACGCCGCCGUGGAGACCGCUGAGGAAGCAAAGGAGCCCGCUGAGGCUGACAUCACUGGACUCUGCCGGGACAUGUUCUCCAAGAUGGCAACUUACCUGACUGGGGAACUGACGGCCACCAGUGAAGACUAUAAGCUUCUGGAAAAUAUGAAUAAACUAACCAGCCUGAAGUAUCUUGAAAUGAAAGAUAUUGCUAUAAACAUUAGUAGAAACUUAAAGGACUUAAACCAGAAGUAUGCUGGACUACAGCCUUAUCUGGAUCAGAUCAAUGUAAUUGAGGAGCAGGUAGCAGCUCUUGAGCAGGCAGCCGACAAGUUGGAUGCGUAUUCAAAAAAACUGGAAGCCAAAUACAAGAAGCUGGAGAAGCGAUGAAAAACUUAUUCCUGUGGGACAAAGUCUUUUUUAAUGUGGGAAGAAUGUUUUAUAAGACCUGAAUCUUGAGGCUGAUGAAUUGUCAAAACUCCUCAAAAGGCAGCUAUGCUGGUUGUCCCAGAAACUUCACAACAUUGGAGUAAACUGAAGGACUGUGGCUACUCCUGGAAGAACUUCUUCUGAGUCAGAAUCCCUCAAAAACUCACGCUUAUAACUCCUUACCUUUUACUUGAAUGCUUCAUCAUCCAUUCAGGACAGAGACUCUCUCAAAUUUGCAUAAACCUGGACUUGCCAGUAGAAUCAAAUGAGCAGGCCAGUUUUCCCUGGUAGCAGUUGAUUACUACAUUAUUUUCUUAAAUGGUUGGUUUUUGAGUUACUGUGUAAAUGGUUUUUUUUUCUAUUAAGGAUGUAAUGUAUUG
Messenger RNA from Globicephala melas (long-finned pilot whale), 860 nucleotides. NCBI's taxonomy places the organism in Eukaryota, Metazoa, Chordata, Mammalia, Artiodactyla, Delphinidae. The record is from RefSeq and is a predicted model, not a curated record.